Momordica charantia (bitter melon) is the source of this 1383-nucleotide messenger RNA. Its product is annotated as ethylene-responsive transcription factor 5. Gene Ontology annotation, biological process: regulation of DNA-templated transcription; ethylene-activated signaling pathway. Gene Ontology annotation, molecular function: DNA-binding transcription factor activity; DNA binding. NCBI's taxonomy places the organism in Eukaryota, Viridiplantae, Streptophyta, Magnoliopsida, Cucurbitales, Cucurbitaceae. The record is from RefSeq and is a predicted model, not a curated record.
CCUCGGAAUUAGGCAAAGGGAGAAACGCCGUCGGAUCACUCCUUGACUUGAUCCAACGGACGAGAUUAGGCGACCGAGGAAAGAGGAAGCUUCCGUCGCGUAUCACCGAAGGCGCGACGCUCCUCUGCUUGUAUAAGUACCUUUCCACUCUCUCCUUCCACUCUCAAUCCAAUAUCUAAACCCUAAUCUUCAAAGUUAUUCAAUCGUUUCUUAAUUUCGAUUUCAAAUUUUCAAUUUCCGCUUCUACGGAUCUAUGGAUUUCGUCAAUUUGGAGGAAGCUGCUGCGCUCAAGAACAUCAAGCUUCAUCUUCUCGGCGAACUCUCUCCAUUGCCGAGGAAUUUGGCUUCUGAUAAUCUUUGCGUAUCGUCAUCGGAUUGUUCGGUGAGUUCUGGAGCUUCUUCGACCGCGAACUGUCCGCUUACGAUCUCCGACUACUUCGAUUCCAACGAAAUCUUCGAAUUCUCCUCUGAUUUGAUGCCAAAUGAGCUGGAAGAUGAUUUUUUUAGUUUUGAGAUGAAACCUAAUGUGAUCGAUCUCACGACGCCGAAAUCGGCGGAAUCGAGCUCUCUUUUCAGUAAUGGAUCAUUCGAAGUUGAAUCGGAGCCUAAAGGAGUUAACCAGAUCGCUUCGGAGACAUCGAAUUCGAAUCGUAAACGAGCGAAUUUGAAGAUUUCGCUCCCGAACAAGACGCAGUGGAUCCAAUUCGACGCGCCGGAGAAGAAUCCGGCCGCGGUGAUGCAGAGGACUGCGGAUCUUGAGGCGGAGAGGAGAGUUCACUACAGAGGCGUUCGGCAGAGGCCUUGGGGAAAGUUCGCCGCCGAGAUUCGGGAUCCGAAUCGCCGUGGAUCGAGAGUCUGGCUUGGAACGUUUGAGACCGCAAUCGAGGCUGCGAGAGCGUACGAUCGCGCCGCCUUCAAGCUUCGAGGAUCCAAAGCGAUUCUCAACUUUCCGCUAGAAGCUGCGAAUUCUUACUCAGAUCAACCGGCGGCCGCGAACUCUUACUCGGAACCUGCCGCCGCCACCGGGAAGCGGCGGAGGGAAGAGGAAGUACGAGAGGAGGUUGAAGCGGUGGUGGUGAAGAAAGAGAGGACGGCGGAGGUCAACGCCGUCGCCGACGUUGCUUACCUGAGAGAUAUGCCGUUAACGCCGUCAUCUUGUUCGAUGGUUUGGGACGGUGAAACGAAGGGAGCUCUCAAUAUGCCGCCGUUAUCGCCGUUAUCUCCUCAUCCGGCGUUGGGUUUUCCUCAGCUUAUGGUUGUAUAAUAUUGGGGGAAAAUCUUUUCAUUUUUUCUUUUCCCUUUUCCGUUUUUCAUCCUCUGAAUAAAUAAGAAAUUGAGUUUGUUGAUUUGUUAAUGAUUUUUUCCAAGAAAAAUUCAAUACAA